GACACCACAUGCACGCGAGCACAGCCUGGAGCAACUACGCAAGCAGUUCUGUAUUCCUAAGCAUCUUUACUCCCCAAACAUUCCAGUCGCCCGCAACGCCUCAGUUAGGCAGUAUCAUCCAUCAUGCCCUUCGACGGCAAGGCUAUGCUGAAGGGAGGGUGGCAUCCUUCCAACGAUCGCGCAAUCAAGAAAGAAACAUGGAAAUCCGAUCUGAAAGGCAUCGCAACCGGGAAGAAGAAGGAUCCAUAUGAGCAGCAGCGAAAUCACACGUCGGCGCCGUUGACCAGUCUACGAGACCCGGACUCGUUCGGACCUCCGCCGAAAGCUCGGUCUCACUAUGAUCAGGAUGGCAGGCCGCUGAAUCCGAUUGAGGUGGAGCGGAAGAAGACGGGAGCUGCAGCAGGCUCGUCGCUCGCAGCUGGUAUACCGCAGAGCUUGUCGCAGAUUCCGACUGAGCAUCGCGGAGGCCUUGGCGCGCCAAUAGUGGAGACCGGAUACAAGGAGCGGCGGCAGAGGGAGAUGGAGGAGCGAGAGAGGAGGGAGCAAGAAGAGUUGAAUCGCGAAAGAGGGCCAUACAAGAAAGACACGACAGGAAUCGAUACAAGGAACUUUGCGCCGCCUCCAAGGCACUAUGCUGUUGGCGGUGGUGGAACGGCAGCCAUUGAAGCACCUAGACCUUCGCCCGCUCUACCGCCAAGAGUUCCUCCGAGACAGGCUACUCUUCCGCCAUCGCCUUCUCGUCAGACGACAGGAACGAUAGCGUCACAGAAUAGUGGCAGCAGCGGACCUCCGCCUUUUCUCCCGCCCAGACAGAAUGAGUAUCCCGAUGAACACACACCCGCGCCACCUCCAACUUAUGGUGAAGCAUUGAAUGCGCCUUCCCCUCCUGCGCAGCCUACAUCGAACAAGUUCGAGACCGCUGCAACGAAUGCUGCUACAAAAUUUGGCUCACAAGCUGCGACCUCUUGGAUGCAGCAGAGGCAGCAGCAGCAAACACAAGAUCCCGCUGCCAUUAAUCAAGGCGCUGCAGGCAGAUUGGCUGGUGCAGGUGUCUCUGUCCCUGGCUUUGGUAUCGGCCGAUCUAAUAAUGCAUCAGGACAACAGCUUCCUACUCCUUCGGCACAACAGGUGCAAAGCGCUGCGUCUUUCGCUUCCGGUGCUGCGGCACGCUUCGGCUCUCAACAUCAGCAAGGUCAGGGCCAAGGUGGCCAGCUCAACGAGUUGCAGCAGAGAUUUGCGAGGAUGGGCACUGGAGGCUCUGCCCAUUCUCCAGCAGGGCAAGAGAGUGGAGUCAUUUCUCCUGCCGCUGCUGCACAGAAGAAACCACCGCCUCCACCGCCGCCGAAGAAAGCAGGUCUGCAGUCAGGUCAGCCGCCGAAUGGAAGUGACAGCGGACAAGCUCCUCCGCCGGUUCCAAUGAGCAGUAAACCGAAAUGGUGAUCGCUCGCGACUUCUCAAGAGAAAUCAGUCCAGUCAGCCUGAUCACAGCUAAGGCAGUGCUCGACUGCUACACCACGCUCUGUGCCGCAGUCCUGCUCAGUGGGAUUAUCGCAACGACCUUCAGCUUUACGAAGAAUCGAAUCAACAAAGUCUCUGACACUGCACGUUCCAGCACAUCAGCACAGACGCAAGGAAUUUGCAGAGCCGCUCAUGCCAAGUCUACCAUCCCACCGCGAACCCAAAAUUCCAAUGUCAGACAUCAGCUCUUCCAACAACAAUGGCCUUCGAAGUCUCGAAUCUAAACUUCUACAGCAGGAUGGGCGUGUAUAUUGGGAGAAGUAUCAUCGUUGUCCACCAAUUGAGGUACACACCCCAUAAACACAAAUCGGGCGCG
Messenger RNA from Cercospora beticola, 1834 nucleotides. RefSeq lists its product as uncharacterized. NCBI's taxonomy places the organism in Eukaryota, Fungi, Ascomycota, Dothideomycetes, Mycosphaerellales, Mycosphaerellaceae. The record is from RefSeq and is a predicted model, not a curated record.